CCUGCGUGAGGAGCUUCCCGUGCUAUGCGAGAUGGGAUAAUCUCUACGACUGGAAUGCCGAGGAAAUGCCAGGCGUGAAAGAGCGGCUGACCUGAGAGUCACAAGCCAACGGUCACCGACGCAGUCCGGGACGACGUGGCGGGCAGGGGCUGGCUUGAGUGCCGCUUGACAUCGUAUGUUGCUCGGCUGACCUCAGCCAUAGCUGGCAAUUGCAUGACCGCGUGCCCGAAAGAAUAAUGCUGGACAUCCAUCUCCCGUUGGGCUUGAUGUUCUUGUAUUCCUCUAACUUCAUUCAACCCACGGUAUUGGAAUUGGUUCAGCCUUUCUUCCACAUCUGCUCUCACACGUACGAGCAAUAUUUUCCCACGCCUAGGUCCAGUCCGCUAUAUGUUUUCGAUCCCUUGAGAGACCGCACGAAACAUCACAACGACCGAGUUCUCACGAUGCCCUGCGCAGAAACCAGCACAGGCCGGACUGACAAGCAGAAGUCAUGUUCAGGCUCGUGUUCGAAGAGUGGCGGCGCAUGCAGCUCCCGAUCUGGUAGUACCAAGCUUGGGUCGCCGACGGCAACACUGGAGAUUGAGGACGCGCCGAUGCUGCCAAGUGUACACUCGGAGUCUGCCAGCGACCAAAAGAGCCCAGUAGUACCGCCGCCUCAUCGUCACCGGCCAAGGACAAUUCGAGGCCAUACCUAAGGGCGACCCAAUCGCGAAUUUCUGGUAUGGCGGCGUAAGCCCCGGACAGAGAGCACGUCACAGCGUCAUUGAAAAUUCCUGAAAGACAGCGCGACAGCCACAGCCAUUACUCCAGAAGACACAAAGGGGGU
Microdochium trichocladiopsis is the source of this 826-nucleotide messenger RNA. RefSeq lists its product as uncharacterized. The transcript has a single exon. Lineage: Eukaryota; Fungi; Ascomycota; Sordariomycetes; Xylariales; Microdochiaceae. The coding region runs from base 237 to 695 and encodes 152 amino acids. The record is from RefSeq and is a predicted model, not a curated record.